Molecule: messenger RNA, 1235 nt
Organism: Microdochium trichocladiopsis
Lineage: Eukaryota; Fungi; Ascomycota; Sordariomycetes; Xylariales; Microdochiaceae
Product: Snf7 family protein
Exons: 4
Coding region: 374-1054 (226 amino acids)
Biological process (GO): late endosome to vacuole transport; endosome transport via multivesicular body sorting pathway; protein transport
Cellular component (GO): ESCRT III complex; multivesicular body
Source: RefSeq, a predicted model, not a curated record
GGUGCCAAUGCUGGCUGGAGGACAACAGCGAGUCAAGCACUGGCGGGGACUGCCUGCCGCCGAAGCCGAGGGGGAGAUAAGGAGUGCUUAUCACGAUUCCCAUGGGUCGGGACCAGCUUGACGUAACUGCGUCUAAGCCGCCUGCUCCAGGCACCUAGAAUCCACUAUUGUUGCUCUUCCCAGCUUGUGUCGUCCAGCGGUUCAAGGCGAUAAACCACAUCCAAUACCCGACGAUUCUUGCAUCGCAGGCACCGGCAAAGUCGCCAGCCGAUCGCGUCAGCCAGGAGUCGGCAUCCGUCUCAUUCGAACGAGGGCGACGAAAGAAAGCCAGCCUCCCAGCAGCCUUGCCAAUCAAUCGCAGGACGCCAAAAUCAUGAACAUUCUCGAAUGGGCAUUCGGAAAGCGCAUGACGCCCGCCGAGCGUCUGCGCAAAAACCAGCGCAUGCUCGACAAGGCAAUCCGCGAACUCGACCAGGUCCGAGUCAAGCUUGAGAAGCAAGAGAAGACACUUAUCGGACAGAUCAAGCAGAGCGCGCAAAAGGGCCAGAUGGGAGCCGCCAAGAUCCAGGCCAAGGAUCUCGUACGGACGAGGCGAUAUAUUGAGAAGUUCUACGGCAUGCGCAGCCAGCUCCAAAAGAUCUCCUUGAGAAUACAGACUCACCGCACAAACGAACAAAUGAUGACGGCGAUGAAAGGUGCGACAACGGCCCUCAGCAGCAUGAACCGGUCGAUGAAUCUGCCUGCUCUUCAACGCAUCGCGAUGGAAUUCGAGCGCGAGAACGACAUUAUGGAGCAGCGCCAGGAUAUUAUGGACGACUCGAUCGAUGAUGCGAUGGAUGUCGGGAUUGAGGAGGAAGGAGACGAAGUGGUUGAGCAGGUACUCGAGGAGAUUGGCGUAGAUCUCAAUUCUGCUUUCGGAGAAACACCCACAGGGCUUCAGGCCGAGAAGGCUGCGGACACUCGGAUUGCGCAGGCCAUAGGCGGGCCCAGCGGAGGCGGCGGUGGCGGCGACGACGAUGAUCUCCAGGCACGACUCGAUAGCCUACGGAAGUAAUUAGAUGCUCGAGACCGGCGCUUUGGAGCUUGUGCGUUGGCCACGAGGACAACAUCGAGACCGGUGCUCCCAUGGCUGACGUUGGGAAGGGAUGCAUAUCUUGCUUGACACGUAGCACGGGAGUUUUGGGCAUCUUACAGCAAACGUAUGCAUGAAUUUCAGUCCAAUUUGUCACCGGUGA